Molecule: messenger RNA, 2032 nt
Organism: Oryctolagus cuniculus (rabbit)
Lineage: Eukaryota; Metazoa; Chordata; Mammalia; Lagomorpha; Leporidae
Source: RefSeq, a predicted model, not a curated record
GCCGGAGACAGCGACGCAGCCCCCCCGGCCGCGGGUGCAGCCGCCGGGUCAGUUGGUCCGCACGUCUGCCGCUCGGUGCGCCCGGGGCCGCCGGCUUCGUCCGCGCCAUGGCGCCCUGGCUGCAGCUGCUGUGGCCGCUGUGGCUGCUGGCGAGCGCGGUCCCCGCCGCCGCCCAGCUCCGCGCCGCCGACGCUCAGGCCUGGGGGCCGCCGGCCCCGGAGCUGCUGGGGCCCGCCCGCUUCGCCCUGAAGAUGUACAACCGCGGCCGGGCUCCGGGCGCGCGGGCGGUGCUGGGGGCCGUUCGCGGGCGCGUCCGCCGGGCGGGCCAGGGGACGCUGUACUCCCUGGAGGCCACCCUGGAGGAGCCGCGCUGCAACGAACCUACGGUGUGCCAGCUCCCCGUGUCCAGAAAAACCCUGCUCUGCAGCUUCGAGGUCCUGGACGAGCUGGGCAAGCACAUGCUGUUGAGGCGGGACUGUGGCCCAGUGGACACCAGGAGGACAGGUGCCGGGAGAGCCCCUCCCCCUCCCCCCAUCAGGCUGCAUUCCCACUCAGCCUUGGUCUCUCUGUUCCAACCUCUUCCAGAAGACAGAAAUGAGACUUUGAAAUCCACGCUGCCGGCGCUGAACAGGGACUCCCUGCCGCAGGACUUCUCCGUGAAGAUGGCUUCGAUCUUCAAGAAGUUUGUCAGAACCUAUAACCGGACGUACGAGUCGAAGGAAGAAGCCCAGUGGCGCCUGUCCGUCUUUGCCAGUAACAUGGUGCGGGCACAGAAGAUCCAGUCCCUGGACCGAGGCACGGCUCAGUAUGGGAUCACCAAGUUCAGCGACCUGACAGAGGAGGAGUUCCGCACCAUCUACCUGAACCCCCUCCUGCGGUCGGAGCCUGGCAAGAAGAUGCAACUGGCCAAGCCCGUGGAGGACCCCGCGCCCCCUCAGUGGGACUGGAGGAGUAAGGGGGCCGUCACCAACGUCAAGGACCAGGGCAUGUGUGGCUCCUGCUGGGCCUUCUCGGUCACGGGCAACGUGGAGGGCCAGUGGUUCCUGAAGCGGGGGACCCUGCUGUCCCUGUCAGAGCAGGAGCUCUUGGACUGUGACAAGCUGGACAAAGCCUGCCUGGGCGGCUUGCCCUCCAACGCCUACUCGGCCAUAAAGAAUCUGGGAGGUCUGGAGACAGAGGAGGACUACACCUACCAGGGCCACAUGCAGGCCUGCAACUUCUCGGCACAGAAGGCCAAGGUCUACAUCAAUGACUCGGUGGAGCUGAGCCAGAAUGAGCAAAAGCUGGCGGCCUGGCUGGCCAAGAGGGGCCCCAUCUCUGUCGCCAUCAAUGCCUUUGGCAUGCAGUUCUACCGCCGCGGGAUCGCCCACCCGCUCCGGCCCCUCUGCAGUCCUUGGCUCAUCGACCACGCCGUGCUGCUGGUGGGCUACGGCAACCGCUCUGCCACUCCCUUCUGGGCCAUCAAGAACAGCUGGGGCGCCGACUGGGGUGAGGAGGGCUACUACUACUUGUACCGGGGGUCCGGGGUGUGCGGUGUGAACACCAUGGCCAGCUCGGCGGUGGUGGACUGAGGAGCCUGCCGGCACGGGACCUGGUGCUGACCAGAGCCAACCCUGCCCAGCCUGACCCGCACGUCCAGGCCCCUCCCCAGGCACCGCUGGUGAGGAACGGGCGCUGGGUGGGAGCCUCAGGGUGAGCGGAGGGCACUGGGCUGGGGCACCGCCCCCUCCACUCGGCCUGCUCCCACCCUGAAGCUCCCCCUACUGCGCCUUCGUUGAUUUGUGGAUGUGAGGAGGACCGGCUGGAGGCGGACGUGCUGGCGGCUGGGGCCAGGGCCAGGACCCGGGGCUCGGGGAGGGAGCAGGAGGGAAAUGCUUUGACCUCGAGCCCAGCCCUGUCCUGCCUCCCCCAGCUUUCUUCUGUGUGAUCUAGAAGUUUUCGGGUCCCCCUGGAUUUGGGGACAGUGUCCCCUUCCCCACCUAGGAAACUCAUAACCCCCUUCUCCUAACUGCAAUAAAGAGGCGUGCCAGUG